Messenger RNA from Prunus armeniaca (apricot), 666 nucleotides. The record is from the annotation of a GenBank genome assembly. NCBI's taxonomy places the organism in Eukaryota, Viridiplantae, Streptophyta, Magnoliopsida, Rosales, Rosaceae.
AUGCAACUACGGGACCCUACUCAUUUAGUUAAUCGUGUGUUGCACUCAGAAGUCUUGCUGAACCAUGGACUUCAUGAGUGUUUUGAAGGAGCUAUUGAAAUCUAUUCAGUCCCAACAAAACUUUUUGCUGCUGACCAUCUGGCUUCUCUUCCUAAUUGCUUGAAGGAGGAAUUAACUUUUUGUCAGCCUCGUGUACACAAUGUGUGGCCUGUUCUGGUAAACAUUCUUUUACCUGAUAGAGUUUUGCAGGCUGAAGAUGCAAUGUCUGUUUCAAAUUCCUUAAAGAAGCAUAAAAAGAAUUGGAAGUCUAGCUUUUCUGUCGAAGAGAUUGCAAAGAACUUCCAGUGCUUCUGCGAGGUGAUUAUUGAGGGAUCCCUUCUCCCAUUGGCCUUUGAUGUUCUGCUUCUUCUCCUUCCUUGCCUGCCUGCAUCUUUUAUUCCGUUGAGUCUGUCUGCCAAACUUGUUCAGUGCUUGAUUGAUGUACUUUCUACGAAGGAUUCUUGGCUCUAUAAAGUGGUGCAACAUUUUCUUAAAAUUUAUCUGAUUGGGUUGGGAACAAUGAUGCGAGAAGGGUCUCUGUCAUUGUGGCUUUACAGAAGCACAGCAAUGAACUUGUUGAACAUGUUCGGGGAUGAAAGUCAUGCUUCUGAGGAACCUUCAGAUUAG